CUCUAAGGUGAGUCAAUCUCAAUCUUCCCAGUUUUCUCAAUUGUUGUCUUUACGCUGUUCUUUCUAGUAAUCCCACAAUAAAACAAAGAUAACUCUCUGCCUAUGGUUGUAUUCCUCAAAUUCCGCAACUUUUUCUGUACAAUAGAAUUCAGAAGAGUGCAAAGCCUACACCCAUUUACCCCAUUGAGUAGAUUUUGUCACUUUGAGUCGAAACUGGGCGUUAAUCCUUCAGACCCAUCAUUGUCGUUAGCACCAAAAAUUGCCCAAACUAAUGUCGCAAUUUUCUGGGAUUUGGACAAUAAACCACCAAAAUCGUUCCCACCAUACGACGCCGCUGUCAAGCUAAAGGCUGCGGCGUCUUCUCUUGGGGUUGUUAGGUACACGGUGGCCUAUGCGAAUCACCACACAUUUAGCUAUGUCCCGCAAGUUGUUAGGGAGCAAAGGAAAGAGAGGAAGAUGUUGAACCAGUUGGAGAAGGCGGUUGAGCGACAUCUUUGUCGAGUUUGCGGAAGGAAGUUUUACACGAAUGAGAAGCUUGUGAAUCAUUUUAAGCAAAUUCAUGAGCGGGAGCAGAUGAAGAGGUUGAGUCAGAUAGAGUCGGCGAGGGGGACGAAGAGGGUGAAGUUGGUGGCUAAGUAUUCCAUGAAGAUGCAGAAGUAUAAGAAUGCUGUGAGGGAUGUUUUGAACCCGAAGGUGGGGUAUGGUUUGGCCGAUGAGUUGAAGAGGGCGGGUUUUUUGGUUCGGACUGUGUCGGAUAAAUCACAAGCAGUCGAUGUUGCAUUGAAGAAUCAUAUGGUGGAUAUGAUGGAUAGGAGGAGAGUUGAGUGUAUGGUUCUUGUGUCAGAUGAUUCGUAUUUCGUGGAUGUUUUGAAGGAGGCGAAGUUGAGAUGUCUGAAGACAGUUGUUGUGGGGGAUAUGAAUGAUGGGGCUUUGAAGAGGGUUGCAGAUGCUGGUUUUUCAUGGACGGAAAUUUUGAUGGGAAAGGCUAAGAAGGAAGCAGUAUCGGUUGUUGGGAAAUGGAGGGACCGUGAUGUUUUGAAGAGAUUGGAGUGGACAUAUAACCCUGAGGUGGAGAAAAAGAUAUAUGAUUAUGAGGAUGAGGUUGUUGAGGACAGUGAAGAUGAUUGUGAAGGAACUGUUACUGGGGUAGUUGAUGAUAAUGUGCAUGAGGAGGAUAGUAAUGUUUGGUGGCAGCUGGAUUCUGAUGGUGAUGUUGUUUCUUCACAAUCACUGAAGAGAUUGGAGUGCACAUACAAUCCAGAGGUUGAAGAAAAACAUAUAUGAUUUUGAAGACGAGGUUGUUGUGGAGACUGAGGAUAGGGGGUUGAAGACUGUAUGCAAAAAGGACAGCCGUGCUUCGUUGGAUCUGGAUUCUAAUCCUGAUGUCGUUUUUUGAGUCAUGUAGAUGUAUCUAACAGUAUGCCCAAACUCCAGCCUAUCUGUUGAAUUAAACUUUACAGAAAAAUUGGGAUGUUGGGGGUGGGUUGUGGACUUCAUUUUGAAUUAUUAUGGAAUUUAACGUCUAUUAAGCAUCCA
Messenger RNA from Alnus glutinosa, 1536 nucleotides. RefSeq lists its product as uncharacterized. Gene Ontology annotation, molecular function: RNA nuclease activity. The record is from RefSeq and is a predicted model, not a curated record. Lineage: Eukaryota; Viridiplantae; Streptophyta; Magnoliopsida; Fagales; Betulaceae. The transcript has a single exon. Bases 103 to 1284 code for a protein of 393 amino acids.